Messenger RNA from Neoarius graeffei (lesser salmon catfish), 1208 nucleotides. RefSeq names its product thymus, brain and testes associated (gene tbata). Lineage: Eukaryota; Metazoa; Chordata; Actinopteri; Siluriformes; Ariidae. The transcript is spliced from 9 exons. Bases 53 to 1036 code for a protein of 327 amino acids. The record is from RefSeq and is a predicted model, not a curated record.
GAACACUUUCCUUUUUUUUUCCUCUCUGAAAAAGCUCCACUUAUGGGAGGUCAUGGAGUUGAGUGAGGGACAAGAGAGAGAUGACCAGGAAGCCUUGAAGAGUAAAAGCCCUGCAUCCUUCAUGUCCGAUCUGAAGAAAUUAAGCCCGAGAGUGAGCACCAGCAGCAGCGCUCGCUUCGGCGCUCUCAGCCAUCACUCGUUUUUCUCCAGACACAACCCUCACCCUAACAGAGUCAGACACAUCUCUGGUCUGAAUGGAAGUCCGGUGUGUAUUGUGAAUGAUGAUUGGUACAGUAACACUCCCCUCUUCCCACAUCCACUGAUCAGGGGUCCAGUGUCCUCCGGAGCGAAACACACACCCACCUCGCUACCAUAUAACAUCACCUACACCCGAGCUGACGGGGCCAAGCAGGGAGAAGCUCUGAUUUCUGAAGCAUGGCGAGAGGAACUGAAGGACCUGGCAACCAAAGUCAAUCUUUCAGCUGCAGCUCCCAGCAAACACAAGAUCAUCAAAGAGGAGGAGCCGAUACGCAGGAAGACCCAGUACUCAUCUGAAACGGGUCGAAUCAUUCCUCCAACAUCCUGGAGAACCAAAUGCCGUGACUUCCACACUGCAAACGCACGUCCAGGAACUUACAGACCUCAGGCUUCACAUAUACAACCAGGAACCAUCAGCCUGGAGGGGCAGGAACUCAGGGUGUUGGAGCUGUUGUGUCAGAUCCUGCAGACGGACUCACUGUCUCUGGUCCAGCAGUGGCUUCUUCUGGCUGGAGACCAAGAAAAAGAGCUGGUUCUCGGGAUGCUCCAACAGGCCACGUGUGAUUCUUCAGCUCGCCAUCAGCAGCCACAGUUUCCCAUCACGGCUCAAAGCGAACCUCAGCUUCAGACACGCCGAAAACGCCGGAUGAUGAGUGUGUGUUCAACUGGAGCGACGGAGAAAGAGAAAGCAGUUAAAGAGAAACCAGAGCUGAUUGGAGAUGCCGAAGUCUUGCGAGUUCAAACGGACGAGAGUGAAAACUUUGAUUCUGCAAGCUAACACACACACACACACACACACACACACACAAUUAUAAAAACACAAUUCAGUAAUUAUAAUUAGUUUUGGAAGUAGCUACACGAGGCAAUAAUCAGUUACUGGACACACCAUAAUACACUUCACCUCUAAAACUAUCAUCACUUCCCUUUGUUCAGGAGGACAGUGGGGUGUC